UUAGGUUCAUCAACGAAAAAUAUUGGCCCUGGCAGAUAGAUAUACCCACAGCAUUAUGAUACAAGUCUGGUUUCAUUCAUAAAUUGUAAAGUCAUUCAACAAUACAGUUCAUCGCAGAACAAGAUUUUCCCUGUCACAUUGAGAUACCGACAGCGAGCUGAGUCUAGUGAUCGAUGCAUAAAUUGUUUAGUCAUUCAACGAUACAAUGCCUCGCAAUUAUAUACGCAAAACUGUAAAAGAUGAACAUCAAGAGGAGAAACUAAAAAUUGCAAUCUGUGAAGUGUUGUCAGGAAGAUCCUCAAUAAGAAAAGCAGCUGAAAGAUAUGGCUUGGCCAAGUCGACAAUUGGAUCUUACUCAAAACGACACCAUGCGUGUGGUUUGCUACCUCCUGUAAAUAUCAAACGACCACAACACGCAACUCAAAUCAUUCCUGCAGCAUUUGAGACGGAAUUAUCGGAAUACUUGAAGGAAUGUUCCCUCAUAAGCAACGGCUUAUGUAUAAAAGACACACUGGGCAUUACAUAUUCAUUCGCAGUUGCAAACCAGAUCAGCAUUCCGGAUAAUUGGAAGAAACAUAAAAGGGCGUCUAAAGAUUGGCUAUCCAAUUUUUUAAAACGAAACAAAUCCCUUUCUAUUCGAAAACCAGAAGCCACAAGCCAAGCGAGGGCUGCAGGUUGUAAUAAACCUGUCGUCAUGCAGUUUUUCGAUAAUUUGUCCGCACUCAUGGCAAAACAUCAUUUCAAGCCUAAUGAAAUAUGGAAUUUUGACGAAACUAAUGACACCACAGUUAACCAUCCUCCAAAAGUGAUUGCUGCAAGAGGAACGAAACAAGUGCAGCAGACAGUUUCAGUGGAACGGGGUGUAAAUGUCACAAUGCUUGCGUUCAUAAAUGCUGCCGGAGUCUCUGUUCCCCUUGUAUUUGUAUUCCCUAGAAAAAAAAAUUUCCCAACUAUGUUUGAAGAAGGGCCACUUGGCUGCCUGGGACUAGCACAUGAAUCUGGAUGGAUGACUAGCCAAAAUUUUCACGCCUUCGUGAAGUCAUGCAAGACAAGGCCGGUGUUGCUAAUCAUGGACAACCAUAGCAGCCAUCUGGACUUUCAAACUGUUAACUUCGCAAAUAAUAAUGGAAUCGUUCUCUUAACACUAAUGCAUUAUUUGAAACUUAACUUUCUUCUUUUGUACAAUCUAUUUCAGAGACUUCACGCUCGUGUUUAUGUUGCGCCUUUGAAGAAGGAUCUUGUAAUUCCACCAAAACUAUCAUUUUGCUGUGUAGAAUGCGAUGAUUGCGGUGAAAUGAUCGAUCCGCAUUUACAUGAUGGAACACAUGGACAAUUGUAGUGGCGAAAGAGGCCAGAGUAAUGUAUACGCUUUGGAAUCUGGUACUUCAUCCGCUACGUUACAUGGUAUUCAAUCGUAUUUGACACAUGGUACUCCAUCCACUUCAAGAUUUCGUGCCCAAUCUGCGUUGGCAUCCCGUUCUCCAACUGACUCGACAUCUCCCACACCGUCUUGUUCUACAUCUUGUUCAACAUCUCGUACAACAUCUCGUACAACAUCUCUUACAACAUCUGCUUCGGAAUCUUCUCCUUGGCAGACAUCCGAUCCCAAUGUUGAUGUAGAAAAAUGCGAGCUUUGUGGGGACCGUGUCGACUAUUUUCUGAUUUUGGAUCACAUAGAGUCAUGUAGCUCGUC
Daphnia magna is the source of this 1693-nucleotide messenger RNA. RefSeq lists its product as uncharacterized. NCBI's taxonomy places the organism in Eukaryota, Metazoa, Arthropoda, Branchiopoda, Diplostraca, Daphniidae. Gene Ontology annotation, molecular function: DNA binding. Bases 206 to 1339 code for a protein of 377 amino acids. The transcript has 5 exons. The record is from RefSeq and is a predicted model, not a curated record. Gene Ontology annotation, cellular component: nucleus.